Rotaria sp. Silwood1 is the source of this 1290-nucleotide messenger RNA. The record is from the annotation of a GenBank genome assembly. NCBI's taxonomy places the organism in Eukaryota, Metazoa, Rotifera, Eurotatoria, Philodinida, Philodinidae.
AUGGCCAGCUAUGAUCCAACUAUACCUUUCUUCGAUGCAAUUGAUACAAAUCAAGAUGGAAAAAUUGAUAAAAAUGAAUUUCGUAGAUGGGCUGCAAAUCCUGUAGGAGUGCGUUCUUCACCAUACGAGCCAUUGAAUAUUGAAUAUAAUCAUGGUCAUACGAUUCCUAGUCGAUUAGAUCGGUAUGAGCGUAAAGAUAUUAAUCAGAAUGCUUUUGAAUCUACAGCUAAUGAAUAUUCUUUAUAUAGAACUACAACAAUACCAAAAGAUUAUAUUGGUGAUCCGACAAUUGUUACUAGAAGUGUAGAAGAAACGGAAAUAUAUCUGGAAAAUCAUGGUAUUGAUCUUUGUAAGAAUCCACAAAUUAUUAGGCGAACAACAACUGAAAGGCCACCAACAUAUGAACAACGAGUUUCUGUUCGAUAUCUUCAGCCACCACCACUUCCACCAUCAGGAUCAAUUAUUAUUAAAGAAGUGCGUCCAGAACAGCCACCACCUCCUCCACCACUGAUCAUACGUGAACAGCCACCACCUCUUUCCUCACAACCAGCACUCAUUUUACGUGAACGACCACCAACACCACCGCCAAUACUUCCAAAUGAAACAGUUAUUCGUACCUUACCUCCCAUACCUGUUCCGCCACAAUCAGUUGUCAUCGAACGUUAUCCACAUCCUCCAGAAAAACCACGAGAUAUUAUAAUUGAACGAUGGAUACCGUACGGACGUCAAACUGAACGCCAUAAAUUUAUUCAACGGGCUCCUCCUCCUAGAGAAUAUCCAAAACCGAGUUGUACUAUUAUUAUUUACGGAAAUGUUCAAGGGCGUAUAGCCCGAAAAUUUGAAAAACUUGAUCCUACUAAUGCAAAUCCUGAAGAUUAUGUAGCCCGCUAUAGAGGAUCACUUUUAGAUCCAACAACAUUGGUUCAACAAGCUCGUAAUCUUGGUGUUGUCGAAGAUAUAACGCCUCCAGUAUCAUCAUUGUCAAUGAAUGUAUAUCCAUACGAAGGUAAUAGUGAUUUUCAUCAGUCAAUUGAGAUAAUCAGUGAAGUUUUUUCAUAUUCAGGUGCAAACAGUAGUGAAGGAAUUGAAUUAGAUGCUAACAGAAAUGCUACAACAUAUGGGACUAAAACGUAUACAUAUUCAGCACCGAACCGUAUUGGCGACAGUGCUUUAACUGGCAGUACCGGUGUUACUCGACGUCAAUAUCAGCCCGAUGAUGGAAGUAUUACCACUACCUAUAUUAACCGUGAUGGAAAAUUAUAUCGAACGGAACCUCACGAAUAUAUUUAA